Molecule: messenger RNA, 435 nt
Organism: Cooperia oncophora
Lineage: Eukaryota; Metazoa; Nematoda; Chromadorea; Rhabditida; Trichostrongylidae
Source: the annotation of a GenBank genome assembly
AUGCGAUGGGACGACUGGGGUGACUGUGAUACAAAUAGGCAACUACAGAAGCGAGAAGCCCACUGUUACUUGGUUCGAAAAGCUGGCUACGAAAUUCCUAUGAUUGAGAAGGAACUGCCAGACGAGUAUAAGUGGAUGACAAGGCUGAACGCUUUGUUUGAUCGAGAACCAUUUCGCUCGAAAGGAGUUCGUCUUUAUAGCUCUCUGCUGGCUUCAUUAUUCGUCAAGGAAGACGUGAUGAAAAGAUGUCACUAUGAGAAACGGCGUUUGGAGACAGAUCGGAUAUGGCGAAUGAUCAUACGUAGCAUGGGCGUGACAAAUAUUGAAGGCAAAGUGCAGGGAAAAAUUCCUGAAUUGGACGAAAACGGCAAAUACAGGCUGAAACCACAGGCAUCGCUACGACUCACAAAUCCUUUUCAUGCUUGUAUGAUGUGA